AUGGAUAGAAUUAAAUCGUACUUAUACCGGCGAUCUCGAUCGCAAUUGAAAAGUCGCUGGUUGAUCAUAACUACUAUCAUUUUUACUGGAAUGUUUGGCAUACUUAUUGCUGUAUUAGCACUACAAAGCUAUUGUACUGAAGCUCAACUUUUCAGUUCACCAUGGCAUUACAAAUGUACCAGCGGAUAUUGCAAGAAACAGGAGAUAACACCCAGUGUAACAUUACCGUUGUCUUUGGGAGUUUGCCAGCUAUUUUGCGGUCAAGGAGGUGCAUUGUGGCCCAAGCCAACAGGUCAUUUAUCUUUUGGUAAUUUUGUGGCACACUUAAACCCAGACAAGAUCCAAGUCCGUUCAAUAAAUCCAAAAUCAAAAGUUGGAAGUCUUUUCCAUCGUAACGUCGAGAUACUUAAAGCAAAUAUCAAAAAGCAGGCUGGAAAACUAGCAAAAUCUGGUGGGUUAAGUCUCAAUAUAAAUAUACAAGGUUUAAAAAACGAUGAUGAUUCUACUUUAACAUUAAAAACCAACGAGAAUUACACACUGGAGAUAUACCAGCCGAAUAGCGAUGAAAUAACCGCAACAAUAAGUGGAGACAAUUACUUUGGAAUACGUCAUGGUAUUGAAACAUUGUCUCAAUUGAUAGUCUUCAAUGACUUGACUAAUGAAAUUCAAGUAGUACGUGAUGUUCAUAUAACUGAUGGUCCAGUAUAUCCCUACCGUGGGGUAUUACUGGACACCAGUCGUAAUUAUAUGGAUAAAGCAUCAAUAUUAAGAACCAUUGAAGCUAUGGGUAUGUCUAAAUUAAAUACGUUCCACUGGCAUAUUACAGACUCUCAUAGCUUCCCUUAUGUCAGUCGUACGUGGCCCAACAUGUCCAGAUAUGGAGCUUACACACCUAGUAAAGUGUACAACGCUGAAGAUAUUAAAGAAAUUGUUGAAUUUGGUCUUCUUAAUGGCGUUCGUGUACUUCCAGAGUUUGAUGCUCCAGCUCAUGUAGGUGAAGGCUGGCAAUGGGUUGGCAACAACGCCACAGUGUGUUUCCGUGCUGAACCCUGGACAAAGUACUGCGUUGAACCGCCUUGCGGUCAAUUGAAUCCAGCUAGUGAAAGAGUUUAUGAAAUACUUGAGGGAAUUUACAAAGACAUGAUCGAUGACUUCAAGCCUGAUAUUUUCCAUAUGGGUGGAGAUGAAGUUAAUAUCAAUUGUUGGAAUACUUCCGAGCCUGUUCGCAAGUGGAUGAUUGAAAAAGGAUGGGAUUUGUCAGAGUUAAGUUUCAUUGAUCUCUGGGAUAUGUUCCAAAAACGAGCUUACGAAAAGUUAAAAUUAGCCAAUGGUGGCAAAGACAUACAAGUUAUUUUAUGGACAAGUGGACUUACCAGCGAAGAAAAUUUAAAACAUUUAGAUCCUGAGAAGUAUAUUAUACAGAUAUGGACUACUGGUCUUGACUUGACGAUCAAUAGAUUAAUAAAAAAUAACUUCAAAGUUAUUUUUUCGAAUUACGACGCACUUUAUCUAGACUGUGGCUUCGGAGCUUGGGUUGGCGAAGGGACAAACUGGUGCGCGCCUUACAAAGGAUGGCAAAAAAUUUAUGAAAACUCCCCUUUGAGAAUGGUCAAGAGCCAAGGGUUUGAAGAUAAAAAUCAUUUAAUUCUUGGUGGUGAAGCAACACUGUGGUCUGAACAAGUAGAUAGUACUUCGGUAGAUUCACGAUUAUGGCCUCGAGCGGCAGCAAUGGCUGAAAGAUUAUGGGCUGAGCCACAAUCAUCAUGGAUGCACGCAGAACAUCGUAUGCUUCGUCAUCGCGAACGCUUAGUUAAACGAGGAAUUUUCGCAGAUAGCUUGGAACCUGAGUGGUGUCUUCAAAAUCAAGGUCACUGUUAUUUGUAA
Cotesia congregata is the source of this 1884-nucleotide messenger RNA. NCBI's taxonomy places the organism in Eukaryota, Metazoa, Arthropoda, Insecta, Hymenoptera, Braconidae. The record is from the annotation of a GenBank genome assembly.